AUCAACAGGGGUAUAAGUGGAGUAGUCAGGAAGUGUACAGAAAAAGUAACUGGUAAAAAGUAUGCGGUAAAAAUUGUCGACCUGAUAGGUCAGAAGGAAAAUGACCGAGAGGUGCUAGAGGAGUCGACGCUGAGAGAGAUUUCCAUCUUGAGGAUGCUGGCUAACCAUCCACACAUCAUCGAGCUGCAUGAUGCAUUCGUUGGCAAAACACACAUACUUCUCGUUCUGGAGCUGUUAGUUUCUAAGGAACUGUUUGACAUUUUGACGGAGGUAGUUACGUUCUCAGAGACAAGGACAAGGGUCAUCAUGAAGCAAUUGUUGGAAGCUGUGGAAUUUAUACACUCCAAAACAAUCGCACAUCGAGACAUUAAGGCGGAGAAUAUACUCGUUGACGAUAACAACAAUAUUAAACUGUCUGACUUUGGUUUUGCUUCAACACUCAAACAUGACAACGAAUUUACAGAUUUAUGCGGUACAUUUGAGUACCUGUCGCCGGAGUUAUUGAAAAGCCAACUUUACGAUAACUACCAAGGAUAUGGCAGAUCCGUCGACAUGUGGGCAUGUGGUACUCUGAUGUAUACACUACUGCAAGGAUCGUCGCCAUUUUGGGCGCCGGAAAGAGCUCAAAUACUGAAAAACAUUCUGGCGGCCAAGUAUUCCUUCAGUAAUCCCAGAUGGAAUGACUACAGCUACAAUGCUAAGGAUCUCGUUAUUCGCCUGUUAACGGUGGACCCGGAAGUACGACUAACGGCCAAGGAGGCCCUGAAGCAUCCAUUUUUUGGCCUAACGCAGUACCAAGCUUUGUCUGAUGUUAUCAUGAUUAUUUUAGUGUCGUUUUUGUUGUUGUUGUUGUUGUUGUUUUUAUGCGCCAUGUUGUUGUGCUUCCUUCGCCUAAUUCCUCACGCGAUCAUUCCGGUGUAUCAGGUGUCCACGGAUCCGUACUCCGUGCGCUCCUUCCGACGCCUCAUCGACUCGGGAGCCUUCAAAAUCUAUGGGCACUGGGUCAACAGGGACCCUACGCAGAGCAGGGAUCUACUCUUUGAGAACAAUAGGAAAAUGACUGCUAGGCAGUAUGUUGUUGUUUGUUGGUGUUGUUUGUUGGUUGGUGUUGUUUGUUGGUGUUGUUUGUGUUGUGGUUGUGUUGGUGUUGUUGUUGCUUGUUGUUGUUGUGGUUGUUUGUGUGUGUUGGUGUUGUUGUUACUGCUCUUUUUGAUGUUGAUUUGGAUGAUGUGGCAUGAUAUGUGGAUGAAGUUGAUUAAUCUUCAGUAA
This is a messenger RNA of Helobdella robusta, 1269 nucleotides long. RefSeq lists its product as hypothetical. The transcript has 11 exons. The record is from RefSeq and is a predicted model, not a curated record. Gene Ontology annotation, molecular function: phosphorylase kinase activity; calmodulin binding; ATP binding. NCBI's taxonomy places the organism in Eukaryota, Metazoa, Annelida, Clitellata, Rhynchobdellida, Glossiphoniidae. Gene Ontology annotation, biological process: glycogen biosynthetic process; protein phosphorylation. The annotation marks the transcript as partial. Gene Ontology annotation, cellular component: phosphorylase kinase complex.